This is a messenger RNA of Dermatophagoides farinae (American house dust mite), 808 nucleotides long. It is a transcript of the gene RpL13, whose product is annotated as ribosomal protein L13. Gene Ontology annotation, biological process: translation. NCBI's taxonomy places the organism in Eukaryota, Metazoa, Arthropoda, Arachnida, Sarcoptiformes, Pyroglyphidae. Gene Ontology annotation, cellular component: cytosolic large ribosomal subunit; ribosome. Gene Ontology annotation, molecular function: RNA binding; structural constituent of ribosome. The record is from RefSeq and is a predicted model, not a curated record.
UUCCUUUUCCCUUGUUUUUUGGUCAAGGUGUCUGUGUUUUUUCAUUAUUUAGCCCUUUUUUAAGUGAUUUUGCCCGAAAAAAUUCUACAAAAUGGUGGGAAAACGCAAUGGUAUGAUUCCGAAUGCCCAUUUUCAUAAAGAUUGGCAACGAUUCGUGAAAUGUUGGUUCAAUCAGCCGAUGCGAAAAAAACGCCGUCAUCAAGCACGUGUGGCUAAAGCUCGAUUGGUUGCUCCAAGACCAACGGAAAGACUUGCACCAUUAGUUCAUUGUCCUACGAUCAAAUAUAAUUCAAAAGUUCGUCUUGGACGUGGUUUUACUAUUGACGAACUUAAAUCGGCUGGUAUUCCGCGACGAUUUGCUCCAACCAUCGGAAUCAAAGUAGAUUACCGACGUAAAAAUCGUUCUGUCGAAUCGAUUCAACGAAAUGUUGCUCGUCUCAAAGAGUAUCGAUCUAGAUUGAUUUUGUUCCCAAAGAAUUCCAAGAAAUUGAGAGCAGGUGAAUCGAGUGCCGAAGAAAUCAAAUUGGCCCGACAAGUGACUGGAACAAUCUUCCCGAUUGUUAAGAGCAAGAAAUCAUUGAAAUCGGAAAAGGCAAGAGUGCCAACCGAAUCGGAAAAGAAAUUCCAUGCUUAUCAUUCGCUUCGACGAGCUAGAGCCAACAAACGUUUGAUUGGUGUUCGCGAAAAGAAGGAAAAAGAAGCAGCAGAAUCGUUGGAUGCACCGAAAAAGAAGUGAAACAAAACAAGACAAUGAUCUAUUUUUUCAAUUUUUUGCUUUAUUAUAACUUGAAAAAAUUGCAAGUCAAUA